Zymoseptoria tritici IPO323 is the source of this 1221-nucleotide messenger RNA. RefSeq lists its product as uncharacterized. Bases 1 to 1221 code for a protein of 406 amino acids. Gene Ontology annotation, molecular function: metal ion binding; agmatinase activity. The record is from RefSeq and is a predicted model, not a curated record. NCBI's taxonomy places the organism in Eukaryota, Fungi, Ascomycota, Dothideomycetes, Mycosphaerellales, Mycosphaerellaceae. The transcript has a single exon.
AUGGCAUUAAGACUACUGACCAGCGUUCUGGCCCUCUCAACUCUAACAACAGCCCACGGAGACCACUCCCACGACCACCAUGAAGCCGAGGAUCCUCAACAACCAUUCAUCGGCUGGACAAAGGAAGACCUCGACGCCAAAUGGGGCACCGACUGGGGUUUCAGCGGCAUCUCGACAUUCGCCCACCUCCCCCACAUCCGCUGCCUCCAGCACCCCUCCCAAACCUACGACAUCGCCAUCCUCGGCGCCCCCUUCGACACCGCAGUCUCCUACCGCCCGGGAGCCCGCUUCGGCCCCCGCGCCAUUCGCGCCGCCUCAGCUCGCCAAACCGCAAUGCGAGGCUACAACCCUCGCGCGAACUUGAACCCCUACACCUCCUGGGCGACCGUGCUCGACUGCGGCGACAUCCCCAUCACACCCUUCGACAACAGCCUCGCCAUCCACCAAAUGUCCCUCGCUUUCUCCCAACUCUCCAACUCCCCUGUCCCACAGUCCUCCUUCUCCUCCAACAUCCCCUACCGUCAUUUCCCUAAACUCAUCACCCUGGGCGGGGACCACUCCAUCGCCCUCCCCACCUUGCGAGCCCUACAAGCCGUCCACGGACCGAUUGCUGUCGUCCACUUCGACGCGCAUCUAGAUACCUGGCAUCCGGCGAAAUACCCCACCGCCUGGCUCAACCCGGACGACUCCACGUUCCAGCAAUCAUUCAUGACCCACGGAACGAUGUUCUGGCUCGCUCAUAACGAGUCCCUGCUCUUACCCCACAAGUCCGUCCACGCUGGUCUCCGAACCCGGCUUUCCGGCGCGGAAGACGACGAAGACGACGAUGCGCAAGGCUGGUCGCGCAUUGCGUGUGAUGAUAUUGAUGAUCUUGGCGCACGAGGCGUAGCGGAGAAGAUUAUGAAGCACGUUGGUACGGAGGUCCCGGUAUAUCUGAGUAUUGACAUCGAUGUCAUUGAUCCCGGAUUGGCACCUGGAACGGGAACCCCAGAACCGGGCGGUUGGACGACGAGAGAGUUAAUAAGGGUGUUGAGGGGGAUUGAAGGGUUGAAUGUCGUGGGGGCGGAUGUGGUGGAGGUGAGUCCGGCUUUUGAUGGGGCUGGGGAGGUGACGGCGUUGGCGGCGGCGCAGGUUGUUUUUGAGGUUUUGACGAGUGUUGUUAAGAGGGGGUUGAGUGAUGGUGGUGAGGAGAGGAGGGGGAAGGGGAGGGAUGAGUUGUAG